CUGUUUAUUCUUCGAAUUACGGAGGUCUUUGCAAGGGAACGGACUGAAUCUCAGUCUUAUAGAGAUUUUCGAGUUAUAGAGGUUUGAGUUAGCGAGGUUCGACUGUAUGUGCAUAUCUAUAUUAUACGGGAUUGUUGUGCUUAUUGCGCACUGACAAAGUCCUGAAACUCGUUAUUCUUCCUCGUAUUGUGGAUUACGCAUGUGUACAAUAAUCACUCAUAUAUUUACGCAGUCCAGUCCAUACACAAUGACUCUUAUCAAGAUGUUAGUGGAUGCAGCAUCGGAGGACUAACGGAGGAGAUGAGGAAGUUUUCCCAGUUCUCGCUAUACCUUUGACCAAAGAAAUAAAUACAGUAAUUUAAUAAGAGGUGUCGGAAAGCAGAUAAUGGACAUGAUACCGGGAAUUUGGCUUAUUCUUUUAUUUUUCGGACAUGUGGACGGUUUAUCCUACGAGAUUGAUAUUUACGAAGGAAGUAACUGUACCUUAAAUGACGGUCGUCUUGGUAUUUGCAAAAGACUCCCAGAAUGUUCUAUAAAACUAAAAGAAGUAAGGGAGGGUCUAAGGUAUUCUAAUGCUGUUGAUCGUUGUGGAUUUUUCAAUUUUACAGAAAUUGUUUGCUGUCCACUGAAAACUUUGAAACAUUGGAAUACUCGGCCCGCGCAUAUAGCUUGUGUCAGAUACAAAAAUGAAGUUGGGUCAAAAACUGCAAACGACGGAGAUAAUGUAGCAAGCGGUCCGAGAAGAUGGGGCAUUUUGGUUGGCGUUAACGUCCGUUUCGGUGAAUUUCCAUAUAUGGCUGCUUUAGGAUACAGGGACACCAAUGAAAAAAAUGUCGAAGUUAUCAAAUAUUUAUGUGGUGGAACCUUGAUAUCAUUGCAGCACGUAUUGACUGCGGCGCAUUGUGUCAGCAAUAUACAAAGUCGAGUACCUGUCUUGGUAAGGCUGGGUAAUGAUGAUCUCGGAACAGUUAUUCCAGACCCUUUAGAAAUUCCAAUUAGUAAAAUCAUCAUACAUCCAGAAUACAAUCUUAGCACAUAUUACCACGACAUUGCUAUCCUCAAACUGGAGAAGAAAGUCUACAGGUCGUUCCUCGUCCAACCAAUAUGCAUUCAAAUGAAAUCACUGACAGAGAUGAAUUUAUCUAAAAAUGAUACGCUGACAGUAACUGGUUGGGGUGCAACCAGUGUCUAUGGGGACGGAUCAACUAAAUUAUUGAAAGCUGAGGAAUUACGUUUUGUAGGAAACGACGAAUGUUCCAAAGCGUAUACCGAUCAUAGGUGGAUACCAAGUGGUCUGGACAACCAUAUGAUAUGCGCCAUUGAUAAAAAUAUAACAAGAGGAGCUGAUACCUGUCAGGGAGAUAGUGGUGGACCUCUUCUUAUAAAAUCCGAAAAUAAUCUAACGCUCGUGGGUGUGACAUCGUUUGGACAGUCGUGUGGUGGACCUUCUCCAGGAGUUUAUAUUUCCGUUCACUCCUACUUGGACUGGAUCGAAAAAACAGUCUGGUCUAAUGAUACUGAUGUAGUUUAAUCACCAAGGAGUGACAGUAAUAUUUUUCAUAACUUACUUUUGCUUUUGGAAGUUUUGCGGUCCCUCUAUGGGGAUCAAAUUCCAAAAUAGUAAAAGCCUGUUGUUGCAUACAAUGCCAAGAUGAAUAAAGUGCUUUGAAAUGUGAUACUUUUACUGUAGAUAAA
Messenger RNA from Cephus cinctus (wheat stem sawfly), 1695 nucleotides. Its product is annotated as serine protease snake. Gene Ontology annotation, biological process: proteolysis. The transcript is spliced from 6 exons. Gene Ontology annotation, molecular function: serine-type endopeptidase activity. The record is from RefSeq and is a predicted model, not a curated record. The coding region runs from base 386 to 1531 and encodes 381 amino acids. Lineage: Eukaryota; Metazoa; Arthropoda; Insecta; Hymenoptera; Cephidae.